AUGAAUUAAUUUGUCAAUAGAUUGUAAACUUAAAUAUUAGAUUUUAUUAUAAAGUACUUUUAAAGGGCUAAACUCUAAUAUACUCCUUAGAUAAAAUCUUAACUAUUUAUUUCAUUGUAAUAACUUUAAACUAUUGUCAAGUAGCUCAAUAAAAAAAAGGCUUUUACUGUAUAACCUAAAGCACCAUCGGCCUAAUUGACACUUUUAUAAACUGGAAAAAAACUAUUAAAAUUGCUUUGUGAUGAAACUUAAAUUAUAUUUGUAUAAUUCUUGAAUAGUGCAUAUGUCUAGUAUUUUAUUGAGGCUGAUUUCAAGCUGCUCUAUCCUCCUAUUACAUAAAGAUUGUCAUAUGGAUCAUCUUAAACAAAGCUUAUGUCAAUUCCCUUAGAUAUAAGCACAUUUUAAUAAGUUUUUAUUGGUGAUAAAUCUUAUUUAAAUAUAAUAAACGAUCUAUCUGAAAAAUAAGAAAUUAUUUCAAAUAUAAUAUUGUUUUCUAUUUAGUAACUUAAAGGAAAAUUCCUUAUUUUCCAUAUCUGUAUUUAAAAUGAGCUGUUAUACGAAGCAUUUAAUGUCAAUUUAUCAUUUUCUACCUUAAAAACUGAAAAAGAAUAUUAUUUUUAGAUAAUUAGAUACUUACUAGAGUCUAGUUUGGCUUAAAUUAUAGCUUCGUCAAAGAAGGAACUACAAUCUUAAAAUAGUAGUUAAAAAUCUUUGUCAAAUGCCUUAAAGCAAGAAUCAUAUAAGAGAUAUGAAUUACCAUUAAAAGAGUAAAUUACAUCAAAUGCAAUUAUGCUAUUCUGA
Tetrahymena thermophila SB210 is the source of this 801-nucleotide messenger RNA. RefSeq lists its product as hypothetical. Lineage: Eukaryota; Ciliophora; Oligohymenophorea; Hymenostomatida; Tetrahymenidae. The record is from RefSeq and is a predicted model, not a curated record. The transcript has 3 exons.